AUGAAUGAACUGGAGAGACAGAACAAGAUCACCCAGCAGAUACUGGAAGCGUUCAUUCAGAAGAAGCUGGGGCUGCAGAGUACCGUGCCGAAGGCGCCGUCAAUCCUCGACAUACUCCCUGUGAAGAUGCCCACACCACCAGUGACACAACAGUCAGAAAUGACAGAGACCAUGGAAGAAGAGAAUCAAGACACUGUGGACAAUCAGGAGCUCACAGAAGACCAGGAGAUAAGAGAAGACGACAGCCUACAGAGUGUGGAGAGCGAACAAAUCGAUUCCAUAUACAACACUAAUGCAGGUAGCACGAUACUCGAUUAA
Messenger RNA from Spodoptera littoralis (African cotton leafworm), 318 nucleotides. The record is from the annotation of a GenBank genome assembly. Lineage: Eukaryota; Metazoa; Arthropoda; Insecta; Lepidoptera; Noctuidae.